Messenger RNA from Andrographis paniculata, 1594 nucleotides. RefSeq names its product indole-3-acetate O-methyltransferase 1. The record is from RefSeq and is a predicted model, not a curated record. The transcript is spliced from 4 exons. Gene Ontology annotation, biological process: methylation. Bases 155 to 1312 code for a protein of 385 amino acids. Lineage: Eukaryota; Viridiplantae; Streptophyta; Magnoliopsida; Lamiales; Acanthaceae. Gene Ontology annotation, molecular function: S-adenosylmethionine-dependent methyltransferase activity.
CAUUUCCUAUCACAGCAAACAGUACAGCUGAGAUAUACGUUGAUCCUUACAUACAUACAUACAUACAUACAUACAGAUUAUUCAAUUUUAGAGUAGGUCAUAUACAUACAAACAUACAUAUAUAUAUAUAUAUAGGAAGUUGCAGGUGAAAGAAAUGGCUCCCAUGGGCGACAACGUGGUUGUUUCUAAUAUGAAGCUUGAAAGAAUGCUCAGCAUGAAAGGAGGCAAAGGCGAAUCUAGCUACCUCAACAACUCCCAGGCUCAGGCGCAGCAUGCUCGGUCGGUGCUCCACCUUCUGCGAGAAACCCUCGACGGAGUCCGGCUGAUCGGGGCGGCGGAGGGGCCGUUCGUGGUGGCGGACCUCGGGUGCUCCUGCGGGAGCAACACCAUAUACAUGGUGGAGGUUAUCAUCAAGCACAUCACCGAGCGCUACGAGGCGGCGCCGGGAUUCGACCCGCCGGAAUUCUCCGCCUUCUUCUCCGAUCUGCCGUCCAAUGACUUCAACACUCUCUUCCAGCUCCUCCCGCCCUACGGCGGAGACACCAUGGAGCAGUGCCUCGCUUCAGACACCCACCGCUCUUACUUCGCCGCCGGCGUCCCCGGAACCUUCUACCGCCGCCUUUUUCCGGCGAACUACGUCGACGUGUUCUACUCAGCUUUCUCUCUCCACUGGCUGUCCCAGGUUCCUGAUGUGGUGAUGGACAAGAGAUCGAAGGCCUACAACAGAGGAAGAAUAUUCAUCCAGGGAGCCAAUGAGAGCACUGCAAAUGCAUACAAGAAGCAGUUCCAGAGUGAUCUGGGAGGGUUCUUGAGGUCCAGGUCCAAGGAGAUCAAAACUGGAGGAUCCAUGUUCCUCGUUUGCUUGGGUCGGACCUCCUCCGACCCGGCCGACCAGGGCGGCGCCGGCGUUCUCUUCGGCACCCAUUUUCAGGACGCCUGGAAUGAUCUCGUCCACCAGGGGCUGAUUUCCAGCGAAAAGCGGGACAGCUUCAACAUUCCGGUGUACGCGCCGAGCCUGGAGGACUUCAAGGAGGUGGUGGAAGCCGACGGCUCAUUCGCGAUCAAUAGGCUGGAGGUGUGCAGAGGGGGGAGCCCGCUGGUGGUGAGCCACCCGGACGACGCGGCGGAGGUCGGCCGAGCACUGGCCAACAGCUGCCGCAGCGUGAGCGGCGUUCUAGUGGACGCCCACAUUGGGGAUCAGCUCGGCGACGAGCUCUUCUCGCGCGUCGCCAGCCGAGCCGCCGCUCACGCCAAGGACCUCCUCGACCAGCUUCAGUUCUUCCACAUUGUAGCCUCCCUUUCUCUACCCUAAUUACUUAAUUAAUUAAUUAAAUUACUCCAACCCCAAAAUAUUAUUAUUAUAGUUACUAAUAUUAUUGAUGUAUUCUUGAGAUAUAUAUAUGUGUGUGUAUGUAUGUAUUGUGGUUUAAAUAGUGGAUGAGUAUAUUUAAGGAGUAAUGAAUAAAACUUGGGGUUUAAUUAAUGAAUGAAUGGAAAUUAAGUUGGGGAAAUGAAAUGAAAUAAAUAAAGAUGGAAAGUGUGAACUUUAAUGCUGAUUCGUAAUAAUUCAUUCCAAUUUCCAUUGGUGGGUAGC